GGGGUGACAGCUCUCUCGUCGCAAUGGUCCAUGUGUAAAGUUUGCCCAUCGAGAAUAAUCAGAGAAAAGUGUUAUCCCCGGCUAAUGAUUCUUCACUGUUUUCCACCCAAAAAUUCGAAUCAGCCGCCCGUUUUCGUGAGAGAGCGGGGAUUCGAUGCAUAUUUCCCGGAACACCCCCAGACUUUUCGGGUAAAAUUGGUGUUAAUAUGCACCCAUACUCGUUCUACGAUUCAAAGAGCAAGGAGCGAGUGAGCAAAGUGAAAGUAAAGCGCUGUCAGCUGUCGCUGUCUGCGAGCCGUGUCGCGCGCUAAAGUGUUGACGAGUGCCGCGUUCCUGUGUUUGGCUUUAUUCUUGCUCGAUAAGCCUUUUGCGUGCUGAUAUUGUGGUCGUCGGACUGCGUCGGCCCGUCCCCGCGAGGCGGAUGUCGGACUGGCCUGUAGGGGCGGCUGCCCCCCCCCCCCUCUCCCCCUGAAGGUUUCAAUCCGGGCCCCUACCGGCCCUUUUAGACAAUUCGCCCCUGAAUAUAGGCAACAACCCCACCGGACCACUGGCCCCCAAAUUGGGUGAGUAUGUUUUUGAAACGGGAAAGUUCGAAAUAAGUGGCCUUGUAGGACAAGUUCACGAUGGACAAGUUCAACACCCCGUUUCCGUCUUGUGCACUCUGCACAAAAGUGAAAUUUCCGAAACGUGGCUAUUUAGUGUCAAUGCUUUUGAAAAAACGCACACCGGAAAUGCAACCAAUCUGCGCAAUAUACGCCAAAUAAGGUUAAAACUAUCUAUGAGCUUACCCCUAAAAGACUAAAUCUGCAAAUGAUACGAGCUGAGCUGACACGUCGAGUCACUGCUUUCUUACCCGGGUUGGCACAGCCUGCCCGCGAGGAUGCAACCCGAGACCCCGGCGGUGCGGGAGCGGCCAGCGGCCAGGCCGCAGCGAUACCAGGACCAGCAGGACAAGGGGCAGUCGGAAUCCAGGGGACGCGGCGGGAGGUCGAGUCGAGUGGGUGACUAGCAAGUCAACGUAGUGCUCACUCACUGGGCACGAACCACGACGCACCACCGUCACAAGGAAGUGCUCAAGAUGAUUUCGCUCUCGAUGGCCACGUCCGCGGUGCUCCUACUGCUGGCGCCGGUGCAGCCCGCGCUCGCGGAGUGCCCGUCGUGCCCACCCGCACCCGCCUCGGCCGAGGUGUGCGGGUCGAACCUCCAGACGUACGAAAGCUCGUGCCACCUGGGCUGCGCCCACCAGCCCGGUCUGUCCGAGCUUUAUCCGGGGCCGUGCUCCCCCGCGGAGGCGGCCGCGAGGAUGAUGAGGACGGUCGACGACGACGCCACCCUCCCGGACCUCCCCCCGCCGCCGGCGUCCAACCGCAACACCCGCCGCCGGCGCUCGUACCUCUCUUUCGAGGAGGGCUUUAUGAAGUUCAAGAAAUGCUUCGAGGGUCUCGAGUGCACAACACCAACCUGCGGGUGUGCCGACGGCGACUGGAUUUGCCGAGAAAAAUGCGAAUGGAACUGCCACUGCUUGUGCGACGGCUACCGCGUCGACCGCCGGAUGAACCGGGCCGGCCAAGUGAAGUCGUGUCUGGAGGAGCAAUGCCCCGGCGUUCAGAGCGAAAUGGAGUCCUGCCGAAGGAACUGCACCACAGUCGGCUGUGACGCCAAAUGCGUCUUCACCAUGUUGCAGUGCGGAUGCAAAUGCAACCAGCUGGGGGUUCGUACCGACUCCCCCUCCAGGGUCGAGUUGGUAGCGGCUGGUUCACCCUCACAGGGUGGAGUUUCUGGGUCGAGGUCGUCCUUCAAUACGCUCUACCGGUGGCUUCACCCGCACACUCCAGCAACUGUGGCUUCAGCCUCACCUGUUCCAGUGCCUGCAACCUCACCACCGGCUCCAGUACCUAAGGCCUCAUCUUCUCCAGCACCUGUGGCUAGCGCAGCGGUUUUCAACUUCAACCUCAUCUGGCUCUGUUGCCACACAUUUCUUCAAUGUUAUUGGCGCUUCUAAUGUUCAUUUCAUAAUUAUCAAUAUAAGGAAGUGCGACUCGUCCUUGAGAGUGCCGAACACAGACAAACACAGAUGGUUGCGCGGUUUUUCUUUUUGUAUUGCUGACCCGCGCCCCGUUCUGAGCUAUUGAAUUUUAAGUUUAGUUGAGUUAGUGUUUCGUGCUGAGUUCGGUAUUUUGUGAAACGUAAGCAGUGUAAGUUAAUGUUGGUGCAAGGUUUUGUGUGAUUUACAGGAUGCACCACAUACCCCUACCCCGGAUGAUUUCGUAGAUAACUGUACCGUAUGCAGCUGCCGGCGGGCUUUCCGACCGUCUCUCACCAAGAAGCCUUACGACCCAUACAGUAUAGCGACGAAACCUUCCGAGGUAUGUGGGCCACCCUCUAGUUUUAUGUUGCAAACUUUUAAUUAUUUAAUUUCCAGUGUAACAUUUUUAUUAAAAUCAUCGAUGCACUCUACUGGGAGCCUUUUCCUUUGACGGUACUCGAUACGGUCGGCGCCCACCAAUUUAGUCAUGGAAAGCAUAAAAUCAGCCCCCCAACUACUUUCAGGCCAAAGUCGAGCACAGUUUAAUCAGCUCAGCUCGUAUUCAUUUGUUCUUCAGUACCCCGCAAAAACUGGCUACAUACAUGCUACAAAACUCUGCCUGCG
Frankliniella occidentalis (western flower thrips) is the source of this 2650-nucleotide messenger RNA. RefSeq lists its product as uncharacterized. Gene Ontology annotation, molecular function: protein binding. NCBI's taxonomy places the organism in Eukaryota, Metazoa, Arthropoda, Insecta, Thysanoptera, Thripidae. The transcript has 4 exons. The record is from RefSeq and is a predicted model, not a curated record. Bases 1079 to 2002 code for a protein of 307 amino acids.